AUGCAUCUCUACGUUAAACACGCGACCCUCAUCAACAACUGUUACCCUGAAAAAGAGGGGGAGAGUGGACCUCGAUCGUCCGAACUCAGCUACCUUACCUUUUAUGCCAGUUCUCGACCUGUCAAGUUGACCAAGGUCGGCAUCUUUUUGGAAAACAAAGUUAAACGCGAUGUAUCCAAGAGCAGAAAACAGAACAAUCAAGUCUCCCUUGAGGUCAUCAAGGCUCUUAUCCAAUCCUGCCAUCGCGAUCUCAACCUGUUUUCGAAAUACGUAGUAAAGAUAUUGAGCAUGAUCCUCAGUACACAAGACCUCGAUUUGAUGGAUUUGUCCUGCGACACGUUUAUCGUGUUUUGCAGUUACCAUGACGGCUCAACGCUCGGUGUGGAUGCUGAAUUCACUUCUGAUUUCGAAGGCCUCGUUCAAAGGUUUGCUGAUUUAUGUAAUAACAACAAUUCAGAUCCAUCCAUUAGCUUAAGCAUGCAACAUAUUGGUCACCGUGCCAUUCAGGCCACCAUCUCUUCUCAAGCGCUUCAUGCUUCCAACUUUAAGGUUCAACUCAGCCUUAUCAUGCCGCCUUUGGUUAUUACCUUGUCUACUACAUCUACUUCCGCCAACGUCCUUGCCAAAAAAGAAUCGAUCGAUAUCCGUCAAUCAAGUUUGAACAACAGCACGUUGGAUAAGGGCGUGAUUGACAUUCUUGCAGCAAAAAGUGCCAGUAUCUUAUUCAGCCAAUUGAACGGGGCAGCUGUUCGAACAGCACUCAAUCCACUAUUUGCAUACAUGGACAAUAAGCAGAAAUGGUGGCCACCCAAUUUUGCCGUGUCCAUAAUGGAACUAAUACUCGACGCGCUGCAACCCCAAAAUCGGUACUUGCUUGUUUCCGAAGUGUUGCAGCAACUCGAUGUUUUAGCCAAGGACAACUCCGUCUCGGAAAAAGUGGCAUCGCUGGUUUCGAUCCUGGACACAAUCUUGAACGCCAAUAUACCGCUUGUGGGCAUCUCAGUACUUGAAGUGCUGAACUCGCUAUUUACCCAUUUGAUUAAGGCGCUUCAAGGUCGCUCUUUCCGCGACGAAAAUCCUACAGAUGCAGCAGAUAUCGCUGGCAUGUAUGAAUAUGCCGUUCAUCAGGGUCUUGCUCACAGCAUUGGUGGUCUCGCCUCCCAGACAUACUAUCAGAAUCAAUUGAACGAUGUGACUGGAUACAUUAUUGCUAAGCUGCGUGCUGGUACAGCAUUGGAACAGGUGGAAGGUUUGCCUAUUCAUGAGUACAGACGCGUCGCAUUGAUUUGUUUGGAUCUCAUUGUUUCGACCAGCAAGGAUGCUGGCGCUGACGACGAGUAUGCAUCGGAGAGCACCAUUUCGCUGAGCAGCUGGCUACCGGCUAUCAGCUUGCUGACUGAUAGAAUACCUGAAACAAGAGUUGAGUUCGCUCAGACAUUGACGCGCUAUUUGGAAGUGACAACCAACGAGGCUGAAUUGACACCUGAACCUUAUCCCAAGCACUUGCUUAACCAGCACGGCGACGUCAUGUUUGUCAACGCUGUUCAUCAGACGAUCAUUGACUGGGUACAGAUGCCGAGCUGCAACGUGGGCGAUGUAGGUGCCAUGUACACACUGCUUUGCGCUCUUACGCGUCGAUUCGGUGCCGAUGGAUCGAUCCGAACCGUCCCACUCGUGUUUAAGUUGCAAAGUCUCGUGAAGCAAAGCGCCAUCAAGCAGACUUCGCGGCAACGUGCUGUUGCUGCUGCUACAAUUGAAUGGUUUGGCAUGGUUGCUCAUAUGCAUCAAAUUAGCCCAUUACAGGACUAUCUCAAAGGUCUGAAGGAUGAUCGUGUCGCCCAUAAGGAAUACUCGCCCAUCUUUCUGCCCGAAAUUGCGCCCACUGUCGCUCAUGUCAACAAUUUCGAAGAAAUUGAGCCAGAGAACACUACCGUGGUCGACAAGUUCAUUGAUCGUCACGCAGUUGUUGAGAUACUCUCCAAGGAUGGACCUUUGCGGGACGAAGAUGAUACCCAUGGCUUGGAUUUGGAAAGCAAGCUGUAUGUUGAAUGGGGAUCUGAAGCGUUUGUAAAUCAGGAACGAUCGUUCCGCAUCCGAUCUUCGCGCGAUCUGGAUGAUGUAAAGCCUAAACUAGUGACACCUUGGUUCGGUGCAGACUUCGAUUCAUCUGAACGCGGUCAGAAAAACACAAUCAAAGUUGAAAAUCUUAAAGAAGCCCUAGUGUCGCAACAAAAGUCGACAGGAGCCAGUGAAAACGAGCUGGAUUCGCUGCAAAUGAUGACAAAGCGAAGCUUAGCUAAACGUCCCACUGAAACCAAGACAGACAUUGACUCCAUCUUGUCAUCAUUGAGCCUCGGCAUCAAUACUACGCAACCAAGUUCUACAUCGUUGGUAAACCCGCCCUACAAAGGUUAA
Messenger RNA from Zychaea mexicana, 2415 nucleotides. RefSeq lists its product as uncharacterized. The record is from RefSeq and is a predicted model, not a curated record. Gene Ontology annotation, biological process: protein localization to plasma membrane. The transcript is spliced from 11 exons. Bases 1 to 2415 code for a protein of 804 amino acids. Lineage: Eukaryota; Fungi; Mucoromycota; Mucoromycetes; Mucorales; Lichtheimiaceae.